GCUGACAUGAAAUACAAACACACAUCGCACACAAAAAGAGAUGAAAUGUGUGUGUGUGUGUUUUUGUGACAGAAGAUUGAAUAUGAGCGUUCUCUUUUGGAUGUCCUGCGUGUUUGUGAUGUGAAGAUCUUCAUUUCUCGCUCUCACUCCUAUCCCUUUCAGACGGACAUCAGGGAAGAUCGAUGUCGAUGAUGGAACGCUUUGUGUUGUGUUUGCUCUUGUGGACACUGAACAGUCAUCAGAUGAUGUCGUCGGAGGAACGCACAGUAUUUCAGUCGCCCCGACAGGCCAACGCGGUUCUCUUGAGAUCCAGACGGGCCAACGUGUUCCUCUUGGAGGAGAUUCUUCAGGGCAAUCUGGAGCGCGAGUGUUUCGAGGAGAAAUGCAGUCGAGAAGAAGCCCGAGAAUGUUUCGAGGAUGACCAGAAAACUGAAGUGUUUUGGAACAAAUAUUACGAUGGAGAUCAGUGCAGCUCAAACCCGUGUAAACAUGGAGGCACGUGUACGGAUCUCAUCGGAGGAUACGGAUGUAAAUGUACUGAGAUGUACAGCGGCGUGAACUGUGACACAGAUGUUUCUCAGUGUCCGUCUGAAGGCCCUUCGGUCUGUGAGCAUUUCUGCAGACCCUCACAGGGUUCAUAUCGCUGUUUCUGUGCGCGGGGAUACACACUUCACCCCAACAAGAGGAACUGUUUACCUCAGGUCCAGAACCCUUGUGGGAUCUCAGAGAGCUUCAACCAAACCAGUGACAUCAUCUUCUGUCCCGAUGGACGCUGUUCAUGGGAGGUGAAGUUUGUGAAGGCUGAUGGUGAUGUCAUCUGUCACGGUGUGAUCCUGGGACAGAAGUCUAUGUUGACAUCAGCUGUGUGUGCGCUCGCACUGAAGCAUCUCAACAUCACCGCCGUUUCAGCAGGUGGUGAUUCUGUGGUGAAUCUUCGCGUGUCCAGCUGGACGCCUCAUAAGAGGUUCGUGUCCGGUCCGCUGGAGGACAAUCUGGCCUUUCUGGAGCUGAAAGAGUCCAUUCCACAGGAGCUGCGAGCCGUCCCGCUGUGUCUGCCGGAGAAAGACUUCAGUGAGAAUAUUCUAAUGAGGAGCGGUCGAGAGGGCGUGGUCAUGGGCGGGGCCAGACACUCUUAUCUCUCACUGGAUGACUGUCGAGACUCUCUCAAUCUCACAUUCUUAAUGACCAAUACGAUGUUCUGUAUGGAGAAGCAGAAGUCUAAAGUGAGAUCUAAACAAGAUGUGAAGUGUGAGGUGAAGUCUGGCAGUCCCGUCGCUACAGUGGAGGGAAAAACGGCGUUCCUGACCGGAAUCUCUCUGUCUGACGGAGACUGUCAUCGUGGACUUGUGUUCACUAAAUUAUCAAGAUACCUGCACUGGAUCCGUCCGCUCCUGAACGCUGUGGAGAAACAUCACGCAUGAUCUCACAGCGACACGUGAUUCAACACAACUCUGUGACAUCAUCAGCCGACAUGAACGCGUCAUGUCAGUGUUUGACCCAAAUCAAAAAUCAAAUCUACAAUUACUAAUAUUCAUAAAAAAUACCCACAAAGCAACACAAACCUUUAGGGCUUAAUUUUCCUCAUGCAGAAUAAAAUGUCUGAA
Messenger RNA from Triplophysa rosa, 1604 nucleotides. It is a transcript of the gene prozb, whose product is annotated as protein Z, vitamin K-dependent plasma glycoprotein b. Gene Ontology annotation, biological process: proteolysis; blood coagulation. Gene Ontology annotation, molecular function: calcium ion binding; serine-type endopeptidase activity. Gene Ontology annotation, cellular component: extracellular region. The coding region runs from base 183 to 1421 and encodes 412 amino acids. The record is from RefSeq and is a predicted model, not a curated record. NCBI's taxonomy places the organism in Eukaryota, Metazoa, Chordata, Actinopteri, Cypriniformes, Nemacheilidae. The transcript is spliced from 9 exons.